Molecule: messenger RNA, 1647 nt
Organism: Endocarpon pusillum Z07020
Lineage: Eukaryota; Fungi; Ascomycota; Eurotiomycetes; Verrucariales; Verrucariaceae
Exons: 3
Coding region: 1-1647 (548 amino acids)
Biological process (GO): transmembrane transport
Molecular function (GO): transmembrane transporter activity
Source: RefSeq, a predicted model, not a curated record
AUGGCUGAGUACGUACAUCAGAAAGGCGGCGACCACACCGUGGAGCCCCGUCCUACUUCCAUCACGCCUCCGCGUUCGUCACAGGAGAUAAAGGAGAAGACCGAUCUUGCAGCCGGUCUGACUGAAACUGUCGUUGAGGGAGCAGUUACCAAAGAUGGCAUAAAGAUACACCCACAACCAACCACGGACCCGUUGGAUCCAUUGAAUUGGUCACCAUGGCGCAAAAAUACCAUCCUAUCCAUUGUCAUGAUCAAAUACUUCAUGUUCACUUAUGUUACCACAACGACCGUUCCAUCAUUCUUCGAGCUCCAAGAUCAGUAUGCGGCUUCAUACGCGCAGAUCAAUUGGACACUUGCGGUGCCGGCCCUGGGCCUGGCUGUUGGCCCGCUGCUCUGGUCUUCCUUCGCUGAUAUUUAUGGCCGUCGUAUCAUAUUCAUUUUCGGUACCGUGAUCGCAUUGGCUUCAACUAUUGGCGCAGCACUGGCUCCAACUUAUGGCGGUUACAUGGCUGCGCGUUUUUUCCAAGGUUUGGGAGUAUCUCCAGCUGCGACGGUCGGUCUAGCAGCGAUCAACGAUAUGUACUUCGACCACCAGCGUGGCCAGAAGAUUGGUCUCUGGGUUUUGGCCCUCGACACCGGUAUCUUCGUUGGUCCUAUCUUCGGAGGCUUUCUCGACCUGGUAUCACCACAAUGGAUUCAGUGGUUCACUGCAAUCAUCUUUGCAGCAUUGCUUGUGCUAGAGCUUGCGUUCAUGCCAGAGACCCUUUAUCCGCGCAACCAAAUGCUCUCCCAAAUGCCAAUGAUUGGACCAGACGACAUUUCGAAUACUGCCGAUCUUGAAAAGAUUGGCGGCCAACGUGGGGAUGCCUCUAAGGUCGCUCUUCCUCGAACGAAGAAACUGUUCUUUUUCAAUAUCAAGCCUGUACCUGGCAUGCGCCACCCAAAGCCCUGGGAUAGUAUCACGCGUUUCCUGAAGACCUUCCAGUUUCCAGUGGUUGUCAUCGCAAUUUUCUCCUAUUGCUUCACAUGGUACUGGUUCCUCCUGAGCAUUAUCACUUUGCUGCCUGUUGCCUACAUACAGUACAGUCCGCAGAUUCAGGGUCUCCUGUUCUUGGGCCUUCUUCUUGGAACUGUCUUAUCGGAGAUCUUCUGCUCGGGUACGCUUUCGGAUAUCAUCUCUAAGAGAAUGGCGAAAAAGCGAGGGCACAGCGUCCGCUUGCCAGAAGAUCGACUCUGGCUGACAUAUCCGGCUAUAAUCUUGAGUGCCAUUGGAAUAAUAGUCUGGGGUAUCAGCAUCGAUAAGAUGUACCAUUGGAUGGUUGGCCAAAUUGCCUUCUUCAUCUACGGAGCCGGCAUUCAGAUCGGCAAUACCUGUAUCGCUGCGUAUGUUGUAGAUGCGUACCCUCUCCAGUCCAUGAGCGUGAUCACUUUCUACAGCGUUUGGCUGAAUCUAAGUGCAUUCCUCUCUCCGUUCUUCAUCGCACCAUGGCAAGCAACAUCGGGAUUCACAUGGUGCUUUGCUGCACAAGGCAUCAUCACAUUCUUCGCCGCUUUUCCCGUCAUGUUCGCUCUGCAGAAGUGGGGACCUUCAAUGCGGGCGAAGAGUGGACAACCAAGCUGGGUCAAUCCAGAAUUUGAUAUUCUGUGA